AUGGCAUAUGCUUGCAGAUCGUUAAUGGCAUAUGCUUGCAGAUCGCAUAUGGCAUAUGCUUGCAGAUCGCAUAUGGCAUAUGCUUGCAGAUCGCAUAUGGCAUAUGCUUGCAGAUCGCAUAUGGCAUAUGCUUGCAGAUCGCAUAUGGCAUAUGCUUGCAGAUCGCAUAUGGCAUAUGCUUGCAGAUCGCAUACGGCAUAUGCUUGCAGAUCGCAUAUGCAAACAUAUGGCAUAUGCUUGCAGAUUGCAUAUGCUUGCAGAUCGCAUAUGCAAAUAUAUGGCAUAUGCUUGCAGAUUGCAUAUGCUUAUCGCAUAUGCUUGCAGAUUGCAUAUGGUUGCAGAUCGCAUAUGGCAUAUGGUUGCAGAUCGCAUAUGGUAUAUGCUUGCAGAUCGCAUAUGGCAUAUGCUUGCAGAUCGCAUAUGGCAUAUGUUUGCAGAUCGCAUAUGGCAUAUGCUUGCAGAUCGCAUAUGGCAUAUGCUUGCAGAUUCGCAUAUGGCAUAUGCUUGCAGAUCGCAUAUGCUUGCAGAUCGCAUAUGCUUGCAGAUCACAUAUGCUUGCAGAUCGCAUAUGCUUGCAGAUUGAAUAUAAUUGAAUAUGGUUGCAGAUCGCAUAUGGCAUAUGGUUGCAGAUCGCAUAUGGCAUAUGCUUGUAGAUCGCAUAUGGCAUAUGCUUGCAGAUCGCAUAUGGCAUAUGCUUGCAGAUCGCAUAUGGCAUAUGCUUGCAGAUCGCAUAUGGCAUAUGCUUGCAGAUCGCAUAUGGCAUAUGCUUGCAGAUCGCAUAUGGCAUAUGCUUGCAGAUCGCAUACGGCAUAUGCUUGCAGA
This is a messenger RNA of Volvox carteri f. nagariensis, 822 nucleotides long. RefSeq lists its product as uncharacterized. NCBI's taxonomy places the organism in Eukaryota, Viridiplantae, Chlorophyta, Chlorophyceae, Chlamydomonadales, Volvocaceae. The transcript has 3 exons. The record is from RefSeq and is a predicted model, not a curated record. The annotation marks the transcript as partial.